AUGAGCUGCCUCAUAGCUAAGCAUAACAAUAUUAAAAUCGGAACAGCUAGAUUAGGAACAAAUAAUUAUGACCAAUCGAACCCCAAGAAUCCAGACAGUAGUCAAUAUAAUAGCAAUAAUCGAGACGGCAACCAUAAUACCCGAACCGCUAGUAAUAACACCCGUCACACCAACAGAAGCAGCACUACACCCAUCAACGAUAUACAUCAUGAAGAUGACACUGCUCCUACACUUAAUGUAAUACCUCUGCCCACUUUGAGAAAUAACCGUGAAAUCUAUCAUACCUAUCGCAAUAGCCAUAUUACUAGCAUUAAUAAUAAUAACAACGCUGAACACAGUUCCAACAAUAUAGACCAAAACAACUUAAGCAACACCAAUCGCGAUAAUAACAGUAUCAGUGACGAGAAGACUAGCAGUACUUCCACCCACCACAGUAGCUACCCCCACAAUAACCAUACACUAAUUACCUACCCUAGGACUAAUAACACAUGA
Messenger RNA from Octopus sinensis (East Asian common octopus), 492 nucleotides. RefSeq names its product nuclear transcription factor Y subunit alpha-like. Lineage: Eukaryota; Metazoa; Mollusca; Cephalopoda; Octopoda; Octopodidae. The coding region runs from base 1 to 492 and encodes 163 amino acids. The record is from RefSeq and is a predicted model, not a curated record. The transcript has a single exon.